Molecule: messenger RNA, 2540 nt
Organism: Maylandia zebra (zebra mbuna)
Lineage: Eukaryota; Metazoa; Chordata; Actinopteri; Cichliformes; Cichlidae
Gene: slco1d1
Product: solute carrier organic anion transporter family, member 1D1
Biological process (GO): transmembrane transport; bile acid and bile salt transport; sodium-independent organic anion transport
Cellular component (GO): basolateral plasma membrane
Molecular function (GO): protein binding; bile acid transmembrane transporter activity
Source: RefSeq, a predicted model, not a curated record
CACCACCGCUGUCACAUUUGUACUUGUGUGAACGAGUGGCUGUGUGUGAGAGUUGAAGGGGUUGGAUGAUAUUGACAUGAAAACAACCUCACAUGAGUGGCUGAGUUACUGAUUACAGGUGAUGUUCACUUGUAAUUUGUUAAAGAUAAGACUCCCGUUUUCAGCACAAAGUCCUAUGCAAAGGGACAGUCUGCCUUCCACCGCCAUCCCUCAGAGGACCACUGCUGGUUGUCAGGUCUUGUGCUAUUCCAUUUUCUACUGUCCUGGAUUUCUCUGAAGCACGGCAGCAUCAUGAGCGUAGAAUCCAAGAAAACACGUGAGGCAUGCUGCUCCAAGCUUAAGCUCUUCCUGGCCUCCAUGGCAUUUGUAUUUUUUGCCAAAGCCUUUGCUGGAGCUUACAUGAAGAGCUCCAUCACACAGAUUGAAAGACGGUUUGAUAUCCCAAGCUCCCUGAUUGGUGUUAUAGAUGGCAGCUUCGAAAUGGGCAACCUGCUCAUCAUCGCCUUUGUGAGCUACUUUGGUGCCAAGCUCCAUCGUCCCAGACUGAUUGGAAUUGGUUGUCUGAUCAUGGCUGUGGGAUCCUUCCUUGUAGCCCUGCCUCACUUCUUCCAGGGACUGUAUAAAUAUGAGACCAGUGUGUCUCACAAAGCUGCUGUCAACAGCACUGAGACCAUCCUGCCCUGUCUGUCCAACCACAGCAUGACUGAUGCAGAUGACACACUUGAUGCAGAGACCAAAUUAGAGUGUGAAAAGGCUGCUGGUUCACCCAUGUGGAUCUAUGUAUUCUUGGGAAACAUGCUGCGAGGAAUUGGAGAGACUCCCGUCAUGCCACUGGGAAUUUCCUAUCUGGAUGACUUCUCCAGAGAAGAGAACACCCCUUUUUAUUUGGCCUGCAUCCAUACAGUAGGAAUCUUGGGACCUAUGUUUGGCUUCAUGCUUGGGUCCUUCCUUUCCAAGAUUUAUGUGGACACUGGAUUUGUGAAUUUAGACACCAUCACCAUCACCUAUAAGGACUCCCGCUGGGUGGGAGCCUGGUGGCUGGGCUUCAUAGUGACUGGCACAGUGGUUCUACUGUCUAGUAUCCCAUUUUUUUUCCUUCCAAAGUCUUUACCCAAGCAAGGGCAAGAGCAAGAGGAAAUUCAAAGCAAAAGCACAGAGCUUGCAACAAAGACCGAGCAGGAACAAUUCCUGCCAGAGGAAACCCAGGAGAAAGUCAAAUUUCAGGAAAUGGCUAAAGAUUUCAUUCCAUCUCUGAAGCGACUCUUCAGAAACAGAAUCUACUCGCUGAUUAUCCUUGCCUCCCUCGUGACUGUCAACGGCUUUAUUGGCCUGAUCACCUUCAAGCCAAAGUACAUAGAGCAAGUCUACGGCCAGUCAGCCACCAAAGCCAUUUUCCUCAUAGGUAUAUUGAACCUGCCAGCGGUAGCUCUGGGUUUCAUCACUGGAGGUUUUUUGCUGAAGCGUUUCAAGUUGGGUAUUGUUGGAGCAGCCAGGGUGGCAGUUAGUGCUUCUUUGGGGUCGUUUUGCCUGCUUGCCGUUCAGAUUUUCGUCCAGUGUGAAAAUGCAGAGGUGGCUGGUCUCAGCAUGUCAUAUCAGAGAGUCCCUCAAGUGUCCUACAACCCACAGACUUUGCUGUCUCAGUGCAAUGGACAUUGCUUCUGCUCAGUGAAGCACUGGGACCCGGUCUGUGCAUACAACGGCAUGACUUAUGCCUCACCCUGCCUGGCCGGCUGCCAGACCUCCACCGGAAUGGGCAAAGAAAUGGUGUUUCAUAACUGCACCUGCAUUAAUGAGGCAGGACUAGCUGCAAACGCAUCUGCAGUGCUGGGCCAGUGUCCCAGGAAGGAUGAUUGUGACAUAAAAUUUAAAAUCUACAUGGCGUUGUCUGUAAUUGGGUCCUACAUUUCUGCCUGUGGAGGAACGCCAGGAUACAUUGUUCUGCUCAGGUCUAUACAACCAGACUUGAAGUCGCUGGCUUUGGGUAUGCAGACACUGAUCGUAAGAACUCUGGGUGGCAUCCCUCCACCUAUAUAUUUUGGAGCACUGAUUGACCGAACCUGUUUGAAGUGGGGUACGAAGCAUUGCGGUGGCCGUGGAGCAUGCAGACUCUAUAAUGCUAAUGCGUUUAGACUUACAUACCUAGGAAUGAUUACUGGACUCUACUUCUUGGCCAACACAGUGUGGGGCUACCUCUACUACAGCAUUGUCAAGCGACAGAAGAAAAUAGCACUGAAGAAUCAGUCCAAAGAAAAUGGACAGGAGAGUAAUGCAGUGACCAAUGGACAUGCCAAUAUCAACAUUGCAGACAUAGACGACAUGGGCACGGAGUGCACUAUUUAAUGUGUUUUAGGAAGACCACACUAUUGUUAAAUAUAAGUGAAUGCCUGAAUAUUGUGCUGCAUCCAUACUGGACCAAAUAUUGGUCAUUCUACAGCAUCAGUACUUUUCGGAAUUAAGCAGUAAACCUUGUUCUUUCGGGUAAAAUGUAACAAAGCUCUAAAAUGUAACAAAGCUUAAUAAAACUAAAAUGACACAUUUUA